This is a messenger RNA of Trypanosoma rangeli, 324 nucleotides long. Its product is annotated as chaperonin Hsp60 mitochondrial precursor. Gene Ontology annotation, biological process: protein refolding. Gene Ontology annotation, molecular function: ATP-dependent protein folding chaperone; ATP binding. The transcript has a single exon. The record is from RefSeq and is a predicted model, not a curated record. Bases 1 to 324 code for a protein of 107 amino acids. NCBI's taxonomy places the organism in Eukaryota, Euglenozoa, Kinetoplastea, Trypanosomatida, Trypanosomatidae.
AUGAAGAGGAACGACCCGGUGUUUGGCUACAAUGCUCACACGGGUGAGUACGCUGACAUGUUUGCCGCAGGUAUUAUUAACCCGACGAAGGUGGUCAAGUCAGCGGUGGUGAACGCGUGCUCCGUGGCGGGGAUGGUAAUAACAACGGAGGCCGUGGUUGUGGAAAAGGACAUGCUUGCAAAGGAAAAACGUGUGGAGGACAUAGGCAUUGAGGACAAGAAGAAGAAGGAGGGGCUAAACACCAUGCGCAAGCGUGUCAAUGAGUCCCAGGCACCGCUGCUGGCGCUCUCACCGCCGAUGAAGUUUCCAAUAAAGGGAAUAUAA